AACACAGACCUUCCCUAUGUAACGUGUUCGAUGAGGUUCAUCCGGAAGUUUCUGGAUCUGGACACGACCAGGCUCAAGCGUCUAGAUGGGGAACACAUGCUAAUCGCAUAUUUGGACUGUUUCUUCUGUCAUUGGGCAUUGUGGGAAAGGAAUAUCUGCCAUGGGGACAGCGCACGAAACUUGAUGUACAAGCCCGAUACGAAAUGCGGGGUUCUUGUCGACUUCGACCUAGCUCGAUUGGGCAAACAGAAGGAACUGAGCGGGAAGGACAACACUGGAACUAUGCCGUUCAUGGCCCUAGAUCUCCUCAGUGAAAAAGCAAUUAUUGGCUCGGUUUUACGUCUGUACCGACACGAUUCGGAGUCUUUUGCCUGGUGUCUCAUUUACAUCUGCAUCUGCAUGGACAAAGGAGAUGAUGAUGAAAUUCUCACCAUCAGUCCCCGUCUUUUGUCUUCAUGGUUCAAGGACCCAGGCACUGGGUUGGGCGGUUCAAUCGUCAAAUGGCAGCUGAGGAAAGAGCCAUGUUCAAUGAUCCCUUCAAGGAGGACACACACAGACUCUUUCCAGAGCAUGUGUUGCCCAAGUCUAGCAAAAAGCCGAACCAGGAUUUAUAUGAAGAACCCUCAAAUCAAGAAUUAUUGGGGCAAGUUUAUCGUAUACUUGCUGACAAUCUUGGUAUGAAUAUUAGACUAAACCAGGUUCAGUAAGG
Messenger RNA from Cantharellus anzutake, 709 nucleotides. RefSeq lists its product as uncharacterized. Lineage: Eukaryota; Fungi; Basidiomycota; Agaricomycetes; Cantharellales; Hydnaceae. The transcript has 5 exons. The record is from RefSeq and is a predicted model, not a curated record. The coding region runs from base 31 to 681 and encodes 216 amino acids.